AACCACACACAGUAUUAAGAAUCAAUGGUUCACAAACUUUUGAACUGGGUCAUUUUAAUAAAUUCAGCUAUUUUUUUGUCUUAUGGAUUAUAUGUAAACAUCUUUUAUGUAAAAUAUCUUACUCAGGACAGUACUAAAUAAAAAAUAACAUGCAUUUUGUAUGAUCUCUCUUAUUUUGUUAAAAUUUUGCACAUUUUCACAGAUUCUGCAAGUGGUUCACAUACUUUUUCUUGCAACUGUAUGUUUUGUCUGUUUUUAUAUUGUUUGUCAACACACAUUACAUAUUAUGUAUCUGCAUCCACUAAUCUUCCAUCCAUACUGACUAGUGCUGGCUGUUUGACAUAACUAUUUUGAGCAAUAGGAUUAUAUAAAAUACAUAAUAUAAAAUUAAAUUAUAUAAGUGGCCUAUAUAAAAUUACAAAAUAAACAUUCAUCAAUUAGUACUUUUUUACUUAAGUACAUUAAAAAUCAAGUACUUUUGUACUUUCACUCAAGUAAAAUUGAAAAAGAGCACUAAAUACUAUCACUUGAGUAAUAUUUUAUAAUACAUAUCUGUACUUUUACUCAAGUAAUUGAUUUGUGUACUUCGUCCACCACUGAUAAAGAGCAUGUGAUUUGUUUUUCACCCUCGCAAGUGGACGUGUGUCGUGGGUUUAACCCUUUAGCCGUACCGAUGCGCCGCCCUCUGAUGAACAUGAUAAACUCGGUUGUGUUGUAUUCUCCCGCGACGUCACAGCUCCAGAGCCGUUACAGAUUCAGCACAGCACGCCGCUAUUCUGAACCUUUACGAACGAUUUUAUUAUAAUCCAGGCUUAAAUGGAGAAGCAGGUUGUGGAUGGGUUGAGGGAGGCCUUCCAGUCGGGCAAAUCCAGACCCCUGCAGUACAGAAAACAGCAGCUCAGAGCUCUGCACCGGCUCAUCACUGAACGCCAAGCAGACAUUGACCAAGCUCUAAAACAAGACCUCAACAGGAAUACGUAUAAUAAUUCACUUUUUGAGCUGAUCGGCAUUGAGAAUGACAUCAAGUUGGCGGAGAGUGAACUGGCGGACUGGGCAGCUCCACGGCCUGUGAAGAAGAAUCUCAACAGUGCACUUGAUGAUGUUUACAUAAAGCCUGAACCUUUGGGUGUUGUGCUGAUAAUUGGAACCUGGAACUACCCUUGGGCCAUGAUCCUGCAGCCCCUCGUUGGAGCCAUUGCAGCUGGCAAUGCAGCUGUGCUGAAGCCAUCAGAGCUGAGUGAGCACUCUGCUAGACUUAUGAAAGAACUCCUUCCUCUCUAUCUGGAUAAGGGGAUGUAUCAAGUGGUGACAGGAGGGGUUCCAGAGACCCAGGAGCUGCUGAAGCAGCGUUUCGACCACAUCUUCUACACUGGGAGCAGCACUGUGGGAAAACUGGUUAUGGAAGCAGCUGCUCAUCAUCUCACACCAGUGACUUUAGAACUGGGUGGGAAAAGCCCUUGUUAUAUUGACAAGAACUGUGACAUUGCUGUGGCAUGCCGACGAAUAACCUGGGGGAAGUUUGUAAACUGUGGCCAGACAUGCAUUGCACCUGACUACAUUUUGUGUGAGCCAAGCAUCCAGGAUAGGAUAGUUGAAGAGAUUCAAAAAACACUGCAGGAGUUCUACCAAAAAGACCCUAAAAGCUCUCCAGAUUAUUGCCGAAUCAUUAACACACGUCACUUCGACAGAGUAUUAGCUCUGAUGAAUGAAUGUACAAUUGCUCUUGGAGGAGAGAGUGAUCGCUCACAGUGUUACAUAGCUCCUACAGUUCUGAGAGAUGUUUUGCCCCAUUUCAAAAUCAUGCAAGAAGAAAUCUUUGGACCGCUGCUGCCCAUUGUCACUGUUAAUGACUUGAGUGAGGCCAUAAAUUUUAUCAACACAAGGGAAAAGCCUUUGGCGCUCUAUGUGUUUUCCUCUGAUAAACGGGUGAUCAAGCGUAUGUUAACUGAAACCACCAGUGGAGGAGUGACUGUUAAUGAUGUCUUGAUGCAUUACACUGUCGAUACCUUACCUUUUGGAGGUGUUGGUAAGCGAACCAAUAAGAAAUCACUCAAGACAAAUAAUAAUGCCAAAAUAAUGGAAACAGUGGAAUGGGCAGAUAUCAUGGGAGACACACAUUUGACCAGCUGAGUCACCAUCGUGCCUGUCUCAUCAAGUCUUUUGCUAUGGAGAGUUUUAAUGACGCCCGUUACCCUCCACUAACAGCAGCCCGACUGCGCAAAGCCAAGUUUUUCUUGCAUCAUCGCUUGUGCAGCUGUAGCGGUGUGUGUGUGUGGGCCGUCAUCGCCACCAUAUUGGCAAUUGGUCUGCUUGUUGGCUUAAUAGUUGUGCUGAUUUAGAAGACUCCAGUUUGAAGCAACAGAUCCCUCUGCAUACACUGCUGUUUACUUUGACACUGUUUAGAAUCUUUUUGAUAUCAUAUAGAAUACUUUUAUCAUUCUGAUACAAAAUGUUUAGCAUGUGCAUUUACUUACUAACUGAUUAAGAUAAACAUUUUUAAAUAUUCUAAAACACAAACUACAUUUUAAUCUUCUAAUAGUAAUAAGGUUUGUCUAAAUGGCCUUUUCUACUUAUGUAGAGAAUUUGUGCUGCUGAAUUGUGCAGAAUCUGCACAUUUGGAUCUUCUAAAUGGACAAGUUAGCACUAUUUCUGUCAUGUAGCAGUACAAUGCUUGCAUUGUUCUUGUUGUUCUCCAGCUUAUCUUCUUUAUGCAGUGGACUUUAUGGAGAGCUUUAGGACAUGAGCUUUCAUGUACAUUUAUGUUAAUAAGCCUUUGUUCAUUUAUAAUGAUGUCAACAAAGAAAAGAUUGUUUAUUUGCACCUUAACAAAAAUGUUGAUCGAAAGUGAUUUAGUGAUGUUGCAAAGUUGUUUUCUAAAUGCUUUAUUAUAGUCUUGGAACAAAUGUAACAGGCUUCUAAAUUCCUGAACUGUAGUGAAUUCCUUUGAUUGUAUUAGUUAUAAUAUUAUAGUCUAAAACAAUGAAUAUCAAAAUCUACCAUAAUAGUAGAUGGCAGAGAUCUCUGAUUAAUAUAAUAUAGAGAAUGUCCAAUUAUUUAAAAUUUAUUAAAUUAGAGCAUUUAAUGUUAUUAUAUCUUGUGGAUUUAUGAUUAAUUAAUUAUUUAUGUAUUUGAUGUUGAUUUAAUUUUAUAGAUAACAGUUAUAAUAGUUCAGAUUACAUUCAACAGCCUGAUACAUUUCCUUCAAUAUUCAGCAGAUGGCGCUCUCUUACAGUUUAAAAUCGCUUAUAAAACAAGAGGAUGACUGCAUCUUUACAACUGAAAGAUGUUGGGUUAAUUAAAUCAGCAAUUCAAAGCCGUUUUCAUCAGUCUAAUUAUUAGUCGUAGUGCUGCUCCACAUGCUUCUUCCUUAAGGCAAUCAGUCAUAAUGAACAUGUUACCGAUAGCAAAGUGUCAAACACUUCUCAACCAAUAAAGUGGAUUACACUUUC
Messenger RNA from Ctenopharyngodon idella (grass carp), 3449 nucleotides. It is a transcript of the gene aldh3a1, whose product is annotated as aldehyde dehydrogenase 3 family, member A1. The coding region runs from base 817 to 2130 and encodes 437 amino acids. Gene Ontology annotation, cellular component: cytoplasm. Gene Ontology annotation, molecular function: aldehyde dehydrogenase (NAD+) activity. NCBI's taxonomy places the organism in Eukaryota, Metazoa, Chordata, Actinopteri, Cypriniformes, Xenocyprididae. Gene Ontology annotation, biological process: aldehyde metabolic process. The record is from RefSeq and is a predicted model, not a curated record. The transcript has 11 exons.